CUAGUGUACUCCUUUAUUGUUAUUUGUUUUGUUGCUCUUACCUUUCUUAGCAGUGGUUCGUACAUACUGUUUUGUGUUUGUAGUCUCGUCUCUGCUUUGCUUUUUGGUGCUAUUGUGUGGGUGUAGUGGCGUGUGUUAGCAAUGUAGCUGUAAGGUCAUAUCCCGGGGUUGGGACAGGGGUAGGAGGGUCGCAGAGGGGUAGUGUAGUGUCCCAUGUGCGUUUCGGCUCAUGGAACAUAGGGACCCUCACAGGUAAGUCAAUUGAGUUGGUGCAAGUUCUCAAGAGGAGAAGGAUUCAGGUGGCGUGCGUGCAAGAAACCAGGUGGGUGGGCACUAAGGCGCGAGAGGUUGAUGGUUUCAAAUUAUGGUAUUCAGGUUCAGCUAGGGGAAGGAAUGGGGUCGGUAUUCUGGUGGCGCCAGAGCUGCGAGAGUAUGUGGUGGAGGUGAAGAGGAUUAGUGAUCGUCUGAUGUUUAUCAAGUUGGUUUUGGGUGGGUGUGCGAUCAAUGUCGUGAGUGCUUACGCCCCGCAGAAAGUCAUCAUUGGAGGCGACUUCAAUGGCCAUAUUGGAGAAUUGAAUGAGGGCUUCGAGGACGUGCACGGUGGCUUUGCCUUUGGCAGCAGGAACCCAGCGGGAGUUUCACUCUUGGAGUUUGCCCGGGCGAGUGAUAUGGUGGUUGCUAACUCGUGUUUCCCUAAACGUGACGACCAUUUGGCUACAUUUGUUAGUGGAGUGGGGAUGACACAGAUCGACUAUCUUCUCCUGCGCAGGUGUGAUCGGGUGCUCUGCAAGGAUGCUAAAGUAAUUCCGAGGGAAAACAUCACCACCCUACACAAGCUUCUGGUGAUGGAUGUCAGGAUUAGGUGGGUGAAACAUAGGAGAGUUUCGGGUGGCAACGCACACAUCCGGUGGAGGAGACUAAGUGGGGAGAAUAUCUCUGAGUUGGUCAGGCGAGUGCAGGAGAAAGGGGCGUGGGAAUCGGCCGGAGAGGCUGCUGAUAUGUGGGCACAGACUGCUAACUGCAUCAGGGAAGCUGCCAGGGAAGUGCUUGGUGUGAGCUCUGGCUCAGGGAGUAGGCGGCAGGGUGAUUGGUGGUGGAGCGAUUCAGUCCAGAGUAAGGUGGAAGCUAAGAAGGUGGCAUAUGUGAGGUACAUGGGCUGCAAUGUUGAGGAAGAAAGAGCGGCGUUACGAGUGGAGUACAAGAAGGCACGUAAAGAAGCUAAGUUAGAGGUUACAAGGGCAAAGAAUGCCGCUUUUGAAGGCCUCUACAAGGAUAUUGAGGAGAAAGGCGGUGUUAAUACACUGUUCCGGCUUGCUAAAGUGCGUGAGAGGAAGGCCCAAGAUCUGGACCACAUGCGUUGCGUGAAGGACAGUGAUGGUAGAGUGUUAGUUGAGACUGCCAAGGUGGCUAAGCGCUGGGGGGAGUACUUUUGUGAACUCUUAAAUGCGGGAGGAGAGCAGAGGCUAGUUCUUGAUGAGCUGGGGCAAUCCGGGGCGUCUCGUGUAUAUUGCCGGCGCAUUUGCCUGGAAGAGAAGCAUGCGGGUCGUGGUGCGUGGGUUUGGUUAACCAAACUCUUCAAUGUUAUCUUCCGGACAGCAAGGAUGCCAGAUGAGUGGAGGGAGAGUCUCUUGGUCCCCCUGUUUAAAGGCAAAGGUGACAUCCAAAGCUGCGAGAAUUUCAGAGGCAUCAAACUGCUUAGCCACACCAUGAAGGUUUGGGAGCGAGUCAUUGAGUAUAGGGUGCGGAAAGGGGUAUGCAUCUCUGAGAACCAGUUUGGUUUCAUGCCAGGCAGAUCAACUACAGAGGCCAUUCACCUCGUGAGGAGGUUAAUGGAAGAGUAUAGGGCUAGGAAGAAGGACCUUCAUAUGGUGUUCAUUGAUCUCGAGAAGGCGUAUGAUAGGGUGCCAAGGGAGGUCUUAUGGAGGUGCCUUGAGACGAGAGGAGUUCCCAUCGCGUACACUCGCGCGAUCAAGGAUAUGUACGAUGGGGCUAUGACUAGGGUAGGCAUGGCGCCGGUGGAAGAUAAAUUGCGGGAAGCGAGGUUGAGAUGGUUUGGUCAUGUGAGACGGCGGGAUGCUGACGCCCCUGUACGGAGAUGCGAGCGGAUUACGGUUUUCGGGGGAAGUAGGGGAAGGGGUAGACCUAAGAAGAAUUGGAAGGAAGUGAUUAGACAGGAUUUAGGACUUCUCACCCUGACUGAGGAUAUGGCUUUAGAUAGGAACCUUUGGAGAACUAGGAUUAGAGUAGCUGGUUAGGAACUCGGUGCUAUAGAGGUUGAGCCGGGGGUCUCUUGGAAACAGCCUCCCUGCUUCCAAGUAGGGG
Molecule: messenger RNA, 2322 nt
Organism: Cuscuta campestris
Lineage: Eukaryota; Viridiplantae; Streptophyta; Magnoliopsida; Solanales; Convolvulaceae
Source: the annotation of a GenBank genome assembly